AUGGCACGAACAAAGCAAACUGCACGUAAAUCAACUGGUGGAAAAGCUCCCAGAAAACAACUAGCUACUAAAGCCGCACGAAAAAGCGCACCAGCUGCUGGUGGUGUGAAGAAGCCACAUCGUUACAGACCAGGAACAGUAGCUCUUCGAGAAAUUCGCCGAUACCAAAAAAGUACAGAACUUCUCAUCCGCAAACUUCCCUUCCAACGAUUAGUUCGUGAAAUUGCACAAGACUUCAAGACCGACCUACGCUUCCAAAGCUCGGCAAUUGGUGCCUUACAAGAAGCUGCUGAAGCAUACCUCGUCGCCUUGUUUGAAGACACUAAUCUGGCCGCUAUUCAUGCCAAACGUGUUACCAUCCAGCCUAAGGAUAUUCAACUCGCCAGACGUCUUCGUGGUGAACGAUCAUAA
Molecule: messenger RNA, 411 nt
Organism: Ambispora leptoticha
Lineage: Eukaryota; Fungi; Glomeromycota; Glomeromycetes; Archaeosporales; Ambisporaceae
Source: the annotation of a GenBank genome assembly